Toxotes jaculatrix (banded archerfish) is the source of this 2724-nucleotide messenger RNA. RefSeq names its product Src homology 2 domain containing transforming protein D, a (gene shda). The record is from RefSeq and is a predicted model, not a curated record. NCBI's taxonomy places the organism in Eukaryota, Metazoa, Chordata, Actinopteri, Toxotidae. The coding region runs from base 379 to 1629 and encodes 416 amino acids. The transcript has 8 exons. Gene Ontology annotation, molecular function: phosphotyrosine residue binding.
AUAUUGCACAAAUGGUGGCACCGAGCACAUCACUGCGUGUGUGAGACAAAAGGCUUGCAUCUGUGGACAUCUCUGAAGCUUUAAUGUCGACCCACCAAAAAUACCUCCCCACUCCCCUUUAAGCCAGACCGCCGUGCCAGUGAGUGUUGUGUCGGAGACGGUCUACCCCACGGUCUGGUCUGGUCCAGCUAACAUUAGCUGACUGACCUGCUUGGCUCGAAAGCAGGGCAGAUUUCACGGAGGACAAUGUUUUGCUUUUAGGCCCGAUAACGCUAAAACGAAACGCCGGAUGGUAACCAGAAGAACAUAACUGCAACUGGGAACCGUCAACCGUCAAAGAGAGAGGGUGAGCUUUAAAGAAGUAACGUUAGCAGAUCCAUGGCAAAGUGGCUGAAGGACUACCUAAACUUUGGCAGCAGGCGUGACCCUCCGCAGCCCCCGAGGCCAGAUUACAGUGAGAGUGAGAUUUUGAGGGCUUAUAGAGCUCAGAAAGAGCUAGAUUUCGAGGACCCAUAUCAACACUCUGAUAAGGAGCACCAGAAUGGCGGUUUCAGCUCCUGUAGUGCCACAGUGAGCCUUCCCUCUUUCCCUGCGUUUGGCUCAGUGCUGCCUAAUGGUGUGGAGGUGAAAGUGGUAUCUCCCAAGCACAGAUUAAUUAAAGUGGACUCACAGGAGUUUGGCCGCUGUAAAAUCCCCUUGAGUCCUGUGACUGUUCAAGAAGAACCAGUGGUUCCCUCUGCCCCAGCGGCAUCAGACACUGACACAGACUAUUCUGACCCAUUUGAUGCCCGUCCAGACCCGCGAGCUAGACCAAACUGGGAGGCCAAGCCUGCACCGACAGACUGCUGCAGUUACAUGGAGCCAUUUGAGGCCCAGCGGAUCAUCUCAGAGCUGCAGCACAACAUGAUGACUAACAGGUCUGGGAGCGGAGAUCCCGGCCAGUUAUAUGACAACCCAUACGAGGAGAGGACUCGUCACCACCACCGAGCUGCUCCAUCAGCUCAACAGCAAACUCAGAAGGUUGAGGGUGGACUCGGCCUGGUAGACAGCAGGGAGAGCAGACUCCCACAGGAUGAUGAGAGGCCGGCUGAUGAAUAUGACCAACCCUGGGAGUGGAAGAAGGACAACAUCUCGAAAGCUCUAGCAGUUCAGUUUGAAGGGGCAGAAAGGGAGCGCUCGCGAGCUCAGACAGAACAGACCAGGCUCACCAAGACAGGCACAACAUCUACCACAGCGGACUCAACUACACUGCGUUUGGUUGGCGACACUCCUCCUCUGCUGGGAGAGAGGGUGGAUCCAUCUAUGCCACUGGAGAGACAAGUAUGGUACCAUGGAGCCCUUAGUCGCUCGGAGGCAGAAACCCUACUGACUCUGUGCAAAGAGAGCUCCUACCUGGUGAGGAACAGCCAGACCUGCCGCAACGACUACUCGCUCUCACUCAGGAGCUGCAAAGGCUUCAUGCACAUGAAGUUCACUCAGUCCGCAGACGGGCGUUAUGUGCUCGGGGAGAACAGCCCUCCCUUCUCCACCAUCCCGGAGGUCAUCCACUACUACACUACACACAAGCUGCCAAUCAGAGGCGCUGAACACAUGUCCCUACUGUAUCCUGUCAUAGUGCAGACCCUCUGACGCUGACAAACACAAACUCUUUUUUUUCCUGGUGCUACUGAAAACAGUAUAUACUCAGUAUUUACCCAGUUUCUGCCCCCUUCUCCUACAUGCCUUUUCACUGCCAUUCUACCUGCACUAGUCACAAGAGAUUCGACAGUUUGGUGCCAUCUUUUCCUUUUCCUUUUCUCCAUAACCCCAGUAACUACACUGGCAGCCUAACAACAGAGCUCAGUGCCUCAUGAACCUAUACCUGUGAACUGGUAUUAUCACUGAAAUUCCUGCAUUUUAAUUCCACGGACUCCUGAAAAUCAGCGAUCAGUGCUAUUAAGUUUGGUAGCUGAGUACUUUUAGGUAAGAAGAGGAAAAGACUCGAGGUGGUCUCAAGACAGUAGAAUUUACAGAAAACUGCAUGGAGAUUUGUCUCUGUUACAGUAGUGCAGAGAUAGACUGUACUGCCAGGUGACUUAAAGGAUAAUUGUGGUAUUUCCUUUUGGCUUAAGCUUGUGCCAAUGAUCCAGGUUGAUUUUUUUCUUUUUUUCAGCCAAGGCAACGGUUAUUUUUAUGGGAAUUUUAUCUUUUAAAGUGACACAAAAAUCACACAAAAUAACAGUGGUGGUGCGUGGACCAUUAAACUAGACAUAGGCAGUAGAAAAAUGCAGUAAAAACGUGCUGUUACUCUAAGCAACACUGAUUAUUAUCCUUUAAAUGUUAGUAAAUACCACACAAACACUACAUAUUUAACCCUGGCUGUCUGUUGACUCUGGGCUUCAUGUGUGUUUCAGAGGCCUGUGAAUGUUAUACGAUGCUGUAACUGCGAGCCCUGCAGUGUUCUCCUCAGUUCAUCAUGUUAAUGUGUGAAAAACGGAUAGUGACAGUAUAGUGUCACGACUGAUAUGCCUUGUUGACGUCACACAAUAACAGACUCCUGCAAUAGUAGUUUAGAGAAUAAUAACUACAGUAUUAUAUUGAAAGCUUGUGGCUUUGUGAUCAUGGUUAUUAAAGAAGCUUUGGUAGAUUAUUUACUGUGCUGUUUUAUAAGAUUUUAAAUGUCAGUUGAAAAUAAAGGUGUUGCCUGUUUUUAAAUUGCCUGUGCCUGGUUUCAUUUUGUAUUCU